Molecule: messenger RNA, 2120 nt
Organism: Paralichthys olivaceus (Japanese flounder)
Lineage: Eukaryota; Metazoa; Chordata; Actinopteri; Pleuronectiformes; Paralichthyidae
Gene: phactr1
Product: phosphatase and actin regulator 1
Biological process (GO): cell motility; stress fiber assembly
Molecular function (GO): actin binding
Source: RefSeq, a predicted model, not a curated record
ACAGAAUCCGUUUAAACCUCCUCCUCCUGCUCCUCGGAUCCAGUCCUGACCCCCAGCCCCAACAUGGCGGGUCGUGGAGCCGGCGUGAUGUGUUCACGCUCCAGGUCGAGAUUCGAGCCCGGGCCGACCACCGACCCACCGCGUGGGCUGCAACCCGCGUCCGAGCAGCGUGCUCCGCAGAAGAGGACCAGAUGUUUCCUCCUGACCAGGACAAAGACCCGCCACAUCCCCGAGGAGCCGCAGCGGGACUCUGAGCGUCAGCCGCCCGCCAACAACAACAACAACGUGCCCUUCAUCAUCCACUGUCACAUCGGGAAAGAGAUCAAGCACAUCUGCAGCAACUGCCGGGGAGCGGAGCCGCUGGACGCUGAGGAGGUCGGGAGGUUGGCAGCGAUGCGCUCAGAUUCGCUGGUACCCGGCACGCACACGCCCCCCAUCCGCCGGCGGAGCAAAUUUGCCACCCUGGGACGUCUGUUCAAACCCUGGAAAUGGAGGAAGAAGAAGAGUGAGAAGUUCAAGCAGACCUCUGCAGUGCUGGAGAGGAAAAUGUCCACACGUCAGAGCCGAGAGGAGCUGAUCAAGAAAGGAGUUCUGAAGGAGGUUUAUGAGAAAGAAGGGAUGUCUCCGGCCAUACGAGAGGAGGUGAAGAUGGAGAACGGUCGUUCCCCGGUGCUCGGCUCCGGCCCGUCGGAGUCUGAAGGUACGGAGCAGAUGGAAGGAGCAGCAGCAGCUGUAGGUUCCCUGGACUUUCAGAUGACCAAUGAUGGUGCAUUUCAACAGGACCACGCCCAGAAGUCCAGCCACGCUCCACCCACUAAGAAGUCCGCUGUGUAUCCUGCUGACGGCGCCGAGUCACCGCUCUCCAGACCUCCGACGCUACACAAACAACCUCCUGCGCUACCACCCAAACCCUUCACCAGGCUACCCAAUCACAUGACAGACGGCGCCCCGGUCAAGUUGCCAUGUAUGUUGGGGAAGUUAUCUCCUCCUCUACCUCCAAAGAAGCUCAUGAUCUCCGUACCCGCCGGCAGCAUGGAGCCUUCCUCACUCGCCUUCCAGAAGUGCCCCGCCCCUGCCGGCCACACUCCAAUGGGCGGGCACUCGCUGCAGUACGGGACGCUGCCCAUCGCUCUCCACCCGCCCAGUCGAAUCAUCGAGGAGCUCAACAAGACGCUGGCGCUCACCAUGCAGAGGUUUGAGAGCUCCAUGAUGCACGCUGUUCCCACGGUGAUGAUCGAGUGCGACAACGACAAAGAGAACCUCCCAAGCGAGGCAGACUACGAGGACAUGCCGGGGAUGUACAAGGACGAGGAUGAGGAAGAGGAAGAUGAUGAAGAGGAGGAGGACGAGGAAGAUGACGACGAAGACGAGGAUGACACACUGUUUACAAGCACACUGGCCAUGAAGGUGUUACGAAAGGACUCGCUGGCCAUCAAGCUGAGUAACCGUCCGUCCAAGAGGGAGCUGGAGGAGAAAAACAUCCUGCCGCUGCAGUCGGACCAGGAGCGGUUCGAGUCCCGGCAACAGACGGCCACAAAACUGACCAGGCGGUUGAGUCAAAGGCCGACAGCUGAGGAGCUGGAGCAGAGAAACAUUCUCAAACCUCGAAAUGAUCUGGAGGAGCAGGAGGAGAAGAGAGAGAUCAAGAGACACUUGUCCAGAAAGCUCAGCCAGAGGCCGACAGUCGAGGAGCUGAGAGAAGCAAAGAUCCUCAUUCGCUUCAGCGACUACGUGGAGGUCGCCGAGGCUCAGGACUACGACCGGAGAGCAGACAAGCCGUGGACGCGGCUAACAGCUGCUGAUAAGGCUGCCAUCAGAAAAGAGUUAAACGAGUUCAAAAGCACAGAGAUGGAGGUGCACGAGUCGAGCAGACAUCUGACGAGGUUUCAUCGACCUUAAACCGGCCCAGUCGAACCUCAGCCAUGUUUUUUUUUUUAACUCAGACUGCUACUCGCUGCCCUCGUACUGCUACCUGCUACCUUCACCGGCCACAGAGUCAAACUGACGGACAGGACUCAACUCAACGGGAGUUUGAGCCGUCGCAGGAAAUGGAAGCAAGCAAACAAACAAAAACAAACUUCCAGAAGAAUUUGACUUUUGGCUGACGUCUCCUCUCGGUG